Messenger RNA from Jaculus jaculus (lesser Egyptian jerboa), 1595 nucleotides. It is a transcript of the gene Slc36a2, whose product is annotated as solute carrier family 36 member 2. The record is from RefSeq and is a predicted model, not a curated record. Gene Ontology annotation, molecular function: amino acid:proton symporter activity; glycine transmembrane transporter activity; L-alanine transmembrane transporter activity. Gene Ontology annotation, cellular component: vacuolar membrane. The coding region runs from base 1 to 1452 and encodes 483 amino acids. The transcript is spliced from 10 exons. NCBI's taxonomy places the organism in Eukaryota, Metazoa, Chordata, Mammalia, Rodentia, Dipodidae. Gene Ontology annotation, biological process: glycine transport; L-alanine transport; proline transmembrane transport.
AUGCCUGUGACCCAGAGUGCCAGGGGUUCCCAGGAAGCUGCUACCCUCAAGCUGGACCCUAUCUCACCUUCCAAUGGCCCCAAGAAACCACAUAACAAGGACUCCAGGUUUUUGGAUGGAAGCUCUUUGGAGUCUCCGGGCGUGGAGAAGACCAAGGGUAUAACAGCGCUCCAGACCUUGGUUCACCUGCUCAAGGGCAACAUGGGCACUGGGGUCCUGGGACUCCCCCUGGCGGUGAAGAACGCAGGAGUCCUGAUGGGUCCACUCAGUUUGCUGGUGAUGGGCCUCGUUGCCUGCCAUUGUAUGCACAUCCUGGUCAGGUGUGCCCAGCGCUUCUGCCACAGGCUUAACAAGCCCUUUAUGGACUACGGGGACACAGUGAUGCACGCACUAGGAGCUAGUCCCAGCGUCUGGCUCCGGAACCACGCCCACUGGGGAAGGUACACUGUGAGCUUCCUCCUCGUCGUCACCCAGUUGGGCUUCUGCUGUGUGUACAUCGUGUUUCUGGCCGAUAAUUUAAAACAGGUAGUGGAAGCAGUUAACAGCACAGCCGUCAGCUGCCAUGGCAACGAGACGGCACUUGCCAUGGCCACCAUGGACUCGCGGCUGUACAUGCUCGCCUUCCUGCCCGGCCUGGCGCUGCUGGUCUUCAUCCGGAACCUCCGCGUCCUUACCGUCUUCUCGCUGCUGGCCAACAUCAGCAUGCUGGUCAGCCUGGUCAUCAUCACUCAGUACAUCAGCCAGGGAAUUCCAGACCCCGGCCAGUUGCCACUGGUGGCAAGCUGGAAGACCUACCCUCUCUUUUUCGGGACGGCCAUCUUUUCAUUUGAAAGCAUUGGCGUGGUACUGCCCCUGGAGAACAAGAUGAAGGAUUCCCACCACUUCCCAGCCAUCCUGUCUUUGGGAAUGUCCAUUAUCACCGCCCUGUAUAUCGUCAUUGGGGCUCUGGGCUACCUGCGGUUUGGAGAUGACAUCAAGGCCAGCAUAACCCUGAACCUUCCCAACUGCUGGUUGUACCAGUCAGUCAAGCUCCUGUACGUGGUUGGCAUCCUCUGCACCUAUGCGCUGCAGUUCUACGUCCCAGCAGAGAUCAUGAUACCCUUUGCCGUCGCUCGGGUGUCAAAGCGCUGGGCGCUGCCUGUGGACCUGUCCAUCCGCCUCGCCAUGGUCUGCCUCACAUGCAUCCUGGCCAUCCUCAUCCCCCGCCUGGACCUCGUCCUGUCCCUGGUGGGCUCCGUGAGCAGCAGCGCCCUGGCCCUCAUCAUCCCGCCCCUGCUGGAGGUGACCACCUACUACACGGAGGGCAUGAGCCCCCUCACCAUCGCCAAGGACGCCCUCAUCAGCGCGCUGGGCUUUGUGGGCUUCGUGGUGGGGACCUACCAGGCCCUGGGCGAGCUGAUUGGGUCGGGGGAUUCUCCCCCCUCUUCCAACUCUACCAUUUUUCUCCAGUGAGAGGCGCUGCCCGCUCCUCGCCCACCAGGACUUAGGAUGACCCAGAUCUUUCCCAGCGACUGUCUUGACGCUGCUUGCUUGGACUUUCCUCUGGGCCAAGGACUCGCCGGCAGCAAGGUCAACUAAAUAGCCAUUUUUUUUAA